This is a messenger RNA of Fraxinus pennsylvanica, 765 nucleotides long. NCBI's taxonomy places the organism in Eukaryota, Viridiplantae, Streptophyta, Magnoliopsida, Lamiales, Oleaceae. The record is from the annotation of a GenBank genome assembly.
AUGGAUCCAGUUUUUAUCUUUCUUCUUGCAACUUUUCCUUAUCUUAUACGAGCCGAGCCUCAAAAUCCAACCUCGCAUAUUACUGUAAUAGGUUCUGUAUAUUGUGACGUAUGUUAUGACAACACAUUUAGUAAAUAUAGCUACUUCUUGCCAGGUGUGGAUGUUCAUGUGCAGUGCAAAUUCAAGGCAAAAUCACCAGGAACUACAGAACAAAUUGCUUUCACAGUUAACAGAAUCACAAAUAAAUUCGGAAUGUACAAGUUGGAUAUAUCGUCUGUUGAUGGUGUUGAUUGUGCUGAAGAGGGGUCGAUUCAAACAUUCUGUCAAGCGAGCUUGAUAGGAAGCUCGAUUUCUGCUUGUAAUGUUCCGGGUUUAAAGACUGCCUCCGUUUCCUCAAUUUCCUCCGCUACCUCAGCUGCCUCCGUUGCCUCAAUUCCACCGCUACCUCCGCUGCCAUUUCCAAAACCACCGUCUUUGCCUUUUCCAUUCCCGCCUCUUCCUCCUUUCACCCCAACACCCACACAGCUUUCUCCGCCCCCUCCUCAUGCGUUUAACUUAGGCGACCCGAGAACUUGGAUCCCCAAUAAUCCCUUACUUCCACCCCCUCCUCCAGAAUUUAAUCUUGGAGAUCCAAGAACUUGGAUACCUAAAAAUCCUCUAUUAUCAUCUCCUCCACCACCAACCUUUAAUUUCCAAGAUCCAAGAACCUGGUUACCACAUAUCCCCACUUCUCCCCCCACAAAUCCAAAUAGCCAUAUCCCAUAG